Molecule: messenger RNA, 1890 nt
Organism: Pararge aegeria (speckled wood butterfly)
Lineage: Eukaryota; Metazoa; Arthropoda; Insecta; Lepidoptera; Nymphalidae
Gene: Cat
Product: catalase
Exons: 2
Coding region: 188-1711 (507 amino acids)
Biological process (GO): response to hydrogen peroxide; hydrogen peroxide catabolic process
Cellular component (GO): peroxisome; mitochondrion; cytoplasm
Molecular function (GO): heme binding; catalase activity
Source: RefSeq, a predicted model, not a curated record
AUUAUUAAUUCACUUUAAUGUGUGCGAUUCCAAGCAAUCUACGACGGUUCGCAAAGAACUAAGUUGUUUAUCGCAACCGAUUCUAUAUAUAGGGGUAGACCGAGCGGUUUGCAGUUAUUGUGAAACGGUGUGCCACGCCGUAUAGAUAGUUCAGUGCCUUUGUACAGCAGGCACGAAAUAAAACAAAAUGGCUUCAAGAGACCCCGCGACUGACCAACUUGUCAACUUUAAGAAAUUAGUUAAGGACUCACCUGGAUACAUCACCACCAAAUAUGGUGCACCGGUUGGAGUGAAGACUGCAAUCCAAACUGUUGGAAAGAAUGGACCAGUUCUACUACAAGAUGUUGAAUUUUUGGAUGAGAUUUCAUCAUUUGAUAGAGAACGUAUACCAGAAAGAGUUGUACAUGCUAAAGGAGCAGGUGCCUUUGGCUAUUUUAAGGUUACUCAUGAUAUCACCAAGUACUCUGCAGCAAAGCUCUUUGAGACUAUUGGCAAAGAAACACCAAUUGCUGUUAGAUUCUCAACUGUGGGAGGUGAAAGUGGUUCAGCUGACACUGUCCGUGAUCCUAGAGGAUUUGCAGUCAAGUUCUAUACUGAUGAUGGAAUAUGGGACUUAGUUGGUAACAACACACCUAUCUUCUUUAUCAGGGACCCCACACUCUUCCCAAGCUUCAUUCAUACUCAGAAGAGAAACCCAGCCACCCAUUUAAAAGAUCCUGACAUGUUCUGGGACUUCAUGACCUUGAGACCUGAGACCAUGCAUCAGUUAGUAUAUUUGUUUGGUGAUAGAGGCAUCCCUGAUGGCUACAGAUUCAUGAACGGUUAUGGGUCUCACACAUAUAAACUUAUCAAUGCCCAAGGAGUAGCACACUGGGUCAAAUUCCACUACAAGACUGACCAGGGUAUUAAAAAUUUGCCUGUGGAUAAGGCAGCUGAGCUUGCUUCAACAGAUCCCGAUUACUCUAUCAGAGAUCUAUAUAAUGCUAUAGGAAAAGGUGAAUUUCCAUCAUGGACCCUUUAUAUCCAAGUAAUGACAAUGGCCCAAGCUGAGGGUUGCAAGUUUAAUCCAUUUGACUUAACAAAGAUUUGGCCCCAUAGUGAGUAUCCUCUUAUACCGGUUGGAAAGCUAGUACUGAAUAGAAAUCCCAAAAACUAUUUUGCAGAGGUUGAACAGAUAGCCUUCAGCCCAUCUAAUUUGGUACCUGGAAUUGAACCAUCACCAGACAAGAUGUUGCAAGGACGUCUAUUUGCAUACAGUGACACCCACCGCCACCGUCUUGGUGCUAAUUAUCUUCAGAUACCUGUGAACUGUCCAUUCCGUGUAACGGUUUCCAAUUAUCAGCGUGAUGGGCCACAAGCCAUGAGCAACCAAAAUGAAGCUCCAAACUAUUUCCCCAAUUCAUUCUCUGGGCCGCAAGAGUGCCCACGAGCCCACCGUCUACAGACAAGAUACAACGUGAGCGGUGAUGUUGAUAAAUAUGACAGUGGCCAGAGUGAAGACAACUUCUCACAGGCUACAGCUUUAUACAAACAAGUAUUUAGCGAUGCUGAAAAACAACGCACUGUUACAAACCUCGUCGGAAAUUUGAAGGAUGCUGCUGGUUUUAUUCAAGAGCGUGCCGUUAAGCUUUUGACACAAGUCCAUCCAGAUCUUGGCAGCAAGGUGUCCGCUGGCCUUGCUCCAUUCAAAAAGUACCACGCUAACUUGUAGAUCGUUAUUUAAGACUGAUAUGGGUACUCUAAGCUAGUUUAGUAGACAAUUUGUUGUUGCUAUACAAUUUUGACAAUUAUUUUGUAUUCUACUUAUUUGGGAUAUUUUGAACAAAAUGGCCUUUGCUAGAGCAUAUUAUUUUAUUUCAUAUUGUUGUAUACAUUUUUUAAUAUAUCAUA